Molecule: messenger RNA, 4579 nt
Organism: Clupea harengus (Atlantic herring)
Lineage: Eukaryota; Metazoa; Chordata; Actinopteri; Clupeiformes; Clupeidae
Gene: kcnj2a
Product: potassium inwardly rectifying channel subfamily J member 2a
Biological process (GO): regulation of monoatomic ion transmembrane transport; potassium ion import across plasma membrane
Cellular component (GO): plasma membrane
Molecular function (GO): inward rectifier potassium channel activity
Source: RefSeq, a predicted model, not a curated record
CUCCGGUAGAAAAAAGCAGUAGGCUAGUAUUCCGUUUACUGGAAUUGUUAAGUUCAGAAUGACUUGAAGCUAAUUCACUGUAAGGUUUUAGGAUUCCAUGAAGAGCAUUCUUGCGCCCAAGAGACCAAUAACGGUUACGUGAAUUGGGAGAGCUCACCAAUCGGAUCUAACACAGCCAAAAAUACAAAAUGUGUAGCCUAUGAAGCAUAUGAGUAUAUGCUGCAGGCUUUCAGGACAUAGCUAAGUAAUGUAACCAGAUCUAAACGGAAAGCUAUCACUACGGAUGUACUUUACAUGCUAUUGUUAUGGUUCACCAUAUUAGCCUAUUGAAUUGCAAUUAUGGAACUAAUCAAUACGUCAAUAAGGCUUUAACAUUGAUCCAAUCCGUCGUUAAUCAACUUGAGAGGGGAAAUCGCAAGUUUAAAUACACCAUUGAACCAUUAUGAAGUUCAUUGACUCCUGAUAGUGAGCCAACAUAAAACAACCUUAACUACAUGUCUAACUCUAUGUUGUUUAAAAAGGGUACAUUUCCUCUGAUGUUUAUAUACCAUAGAUAACCAUUUGACAUGCAUUUGAGUGCUCCUGCAGCUGAUGUUGUAUCAGCAACAACCGCUCAUAUCUUCCUCUCUCUCACUUGAUUGGUUUGUUGCAGGGCAUCGGGCGGGGCAAGCCUUUCUUUAAAUGGCAUUGGGGACCCCGGCGGCUAAGCACAUUGUCAAGCGCAGUCAUAUCGGAACCGUGAAAGUUAGUUUUACCCGACAUCAAGUUCAAAAUACGACAGAUAUGAGAGGUCUGUAAACAAAGUGUGGAUAGCGGAACAAAGCAACUGGUGGGAUAUACUCGAUAACGAUCCUUACUGCUCCACAAAUGACAAACAGGACACCUAAUUGAUGAGGUUCAAGGAUCGGACGAGAGAGGACUAGUUGGACACCUCCGUCCCCUGAAGACCUUCCUGUCUCAUCGAGAGCAGAGUGACGCCAUCAGCGUCCGGCUCUUUUUGCGCCACUGUUUCCUGCUUGUGUUGGUCCCCGGGAGCGUUUCGAAACUGUUUCUCCAACGCUUUUUCCAGAAACUCAGACUGUUUUCCAGAGCAGAAGCAGUAGCACCGCCCUCCCAGACAGAGGUGAUGGGAAGUGUGCGGGCCAACCGCUACAGCAUCGUGUCAUCCGAGGAAGACGGCAUGAAAUUGGCCACUAUGGCUGUGCCCAACGGCUACGGCAACGGGAAGAGCAAAGUGCACACGCGGCACCAGGCGCAAAGCCGCUUCGUCAAGAAGGACGGCCACUGCAACGUGCAGUUCGUCAACGUCAGCGAGAAGGGCCAGCGCUACCUGGCCGACAUCUUCACCACCUGUGUGGACAUCCGCUGGCGCUGGAUGUUCGUCAUCUUCUGCAUGGCCUUCCUCCUGUCCUGGCUCUUCUUCGGCUGCGUCUUCUGGCUGGUGGCCGUCCUGCACGGGGACCUGGAGAACAACGGGCAGGGCAGCGGCCAGCGGUGCGUGUCCAACGUCAGCACUUUCACGGCCGCAUUCCUCUUCUCCAUCGAGACGCAGACCACCAUCGGCUACGGGUACCGCUACGUCACCGACGAGUGCCCGGUCGCCGUCUUCAUGGUGGUCUUCCAGAGCAUCGUGGGCUGCAUCAUCGAUGCAUUCAUCAUCGGCGCGGUCAUGGCGAAGAUGGCCAAGCCCAAGAAGAGAAACGAGACUCUGGUGUUCAGCCACAACGCUACGGUGGCCAUGAGGGACAACAAGCUGUGCUUGAUGUGGCGUGUCGGCAACCUGCGCAAGAGUCACCUGGUGGAGGCUCACGUCCGAGCCCAGCUCCUAAAGUCUCGCACUACAGCCGAGGGGGAGUUUAUCCCCCUCGACCAGAUGGACAUUGAUGUGGGCUUCGACAGCGGUAUUGACCGCAUCUUCCUCGUGUCCCCCAUCACCAUCGUGCACGAGAUCGACGAGGACAGCCCCUUCUAUGACAUGAGCAAGCAGGAACUGGAGACCGUCGAGUUCGAGAUCGUGGUGAUCCUCGAAGGCAUGGUGGAAGCCACGGCCAUGACGACCCAGUGCCGCAGCUCCUACCUCUCCAGCGAGAUCCUGUGGGGCCACCGCUUCGAGCCGGUCCUGUUCGAGGAGAAGAACUACUACAAGGUGGACUACUCGCGUUUCCACAAGACCUACGAGGUUCCCAGCACCCCUCUGUGCAGCGCGAGGGACUUGGCAGAGAAAAAAUACAUCCUGUCCAACUCCAACUCCUUCUGCUACGAGAACGAGGUGGCCCUCUCGAACAAAGAAGAGAAGGAGGAGGCCAACAUGGGUGGGGUGGGACCAGAGGGCACCCACACGGACACGAUUUCACUGAACAUUACAGAGUCUGAGCACAGCCAGGCUACUGUACCUCUCGAGCCACGGCCUCUGCGACGAGAAUCUGAAAUAUGACUUUCCUAAGACCUCCUGACGAAGGUUUUAAGCAGACACCCUUUGUUCAAGAAGGCACAAUGAGCUGAACUGGGCCCUUCGGGGUGGACAGAUUCGAGCUGACGGUACUGCUGUGAUAAAGGUUUUUGAAAAGGAGCUAUCUGUCGUAAGAGGGUUCUGGUGAAAACGCAUGGCAAAAAGACAAACAGCACAGAGACACGGCACCAUGACAAGAGCAUGAAAACGGGCAAAAGCAGUUACAAAAUUAUACAAAACUACUUUUGUUUAGACUGUUGAUUCUGUGUCACAGAGAGUGGUUAAUGUGAGAGAAGAUGGCUAGCAAAACUUGAAAAACAACACAGGCAUGUCUCUUUGUUCAUCUGACCAGCAAAACCAGAACAAUGUCCAUUUAGAUUCAUAGCAUUUCAAGACAAUUUCAUUCAAUUUAUUGUUUUUCAUUGCUGCUAUGGAAAAAAAGGUCAUUUAACAGAGGGAAAAAUUCAUUGCAUCACACUGAGACAUCCACGGUGUUCAGCGGGUGCUGUGGCAUAUUUUGAAUGUUUUAUACUGUUUGCUGAAACCACAGACAGUUUUACGUAGCAUGUUUGCACAUUUAUUGACCCCUAGGUAGACAGAGCUCUGACACAUAAAUAAUUAUUACAGAAACACUGCCAUUCAGUUCUAUGAAUCAGCGUUCUAUUGCAUGGGAGGGUGGAAGGUUCUCCUCCAUAUUUUCCAGGGAAAGUGCAAACGAGUUAGCCCUUGGGCUUCAGAUAUGGGAUUGUUUGUUUGUCGUGGGAGGGAGAAGGGGGGGGGGGGGCAAUAGGGAUGCUGGAAAAGAUACACUUUUACCCUCUUCCUUUAUGAGAACCAGUUUCCAAGCAGAGCGUAUAUUGCCAAGUGGAACAAACCUGAGAUAAACAAUACACCUGAAAAACAGGAAAUGAAUGGAAAACAAUCAUGUUUCUGUAUGGCAAGUACCCUCAAAGAUCAUCGUCUUUUUUUUUUCUUUUCUUUUUCUUAACUUAACUGACAGGUUGCACAAACGUGUUCUUAUAAUGGGCUGGUCUCAUAAAGGACGGAACAAUAUUAAAACAGUAGGACUAGGUUUUGUGGCUUUCCCCAUAAAGCUGUAAAUUAUUUAAUGUAGCAAGACAUUGCACAUGCCUCCCAGCAUGUACACACAAUGCUUAAGUAUCAACACUAAACAGGUAACUGAAACGUCUGUUUGUGCGCUUGAGAUAGCCACAGUAACCUUGUCUAAGAGUCUUUACACAUGACCACUGGUCAAAAUGAACAAUAUGUCUGAAAAUCAGUCAUGGAAGUAUGAUGAUCUUGGUGAUUUUGCUUGCCAUCCUUAGAUGUUGAUAUUCAAUAUGGUGGACAUUGGUUAUUGCUGGUCAAAUUGACAGAAACAUGCCUGUUGAAGACAAUGCAUCAGACAGGGUCAUAAGUUAAGAAUGAACGAAGCACAGAUAACAACAAACCUACUGGGGUAGAAAAGAAAAACAACAAAAAAUGUGUGAAAGAAUGUUUUAUAUAAAAGUGCUGCUAUGUUGCAUAUUGUGGGUUUUUAAUAUAGAAGACUGAAGCCAAAGAGUAUUACUUUUCUUUCUCGUAAUAAUGCAUCCAACUGUUAAACAGGUAGAAGUAGACAUCUUAAGUCCAGAAAAAUACAACUUAUUUCCAAAUGGAAAGAUUUUUAAAGAAUGUCUAAUACAUGUAUGCAUUCUAAUAUUUUCAUAUUUAAAGCCAAAUGUAUAUAGGAUUAAAAUAACCAGUGAAAGUGUAGAAGGCUACAGGUUAGCUCUCUUUCCCUUUCAGUAAAAAAUGACAACAACUGAUAAUCACAUGUUGCUCCCUAAUGCAGUGUUACACCGUACUUUAUGCUGACAGAAGUGUUCAUAGUUAAGCACUCCAGAAACACUGAUUGUGUCUCUUUAACUCAUAAAGACUGCAUAGCUGGCAGUGUUAAGCAGCGAAAGGAUACGCGGUUAGCAAAUUAGGAAUCAUUACGAGGGUUUGUGAGUAUAAACACAAAAAUACUUGUAGAGUAUUUUUGCAAAUAACUAACAUUCUUUCACUCACAUUUCCACAGCCUCUAGAAGUUCAUGAAAGUUCAUGGAGUUCAAAUCCUGCAAACUGAAUGGCCUUAGUUACAAGCAA